AGACGUGGCCGUGACUCUUCGUGACUUGAGGCUGUGUUGAAAAGGAGAAGGCCUGGCUGGAACCCGCCCCUGCAGGUGAGAAGAAGAGGCCUGUUAGACCCCGAGUUGUGUGCGGUUGCUCGUUUUAUAUGAUAUGCUCCAGUCAUGUCCCAAAAGGAUAGUGAACCCUUGAAAGAAGAUGCAUGUGAACCCGAAGAAAAUAAUCAGAAGACAGAAGAGGCUGACACCACUGAGACUAAUGGAGUGGAAGCUGAGCCUGUGGCUAUGACACGGAAAAGACCUGAAGCCAAAACCACUGAGCCCGCUAAGUCACAAGAGCUACUGGGCCAGAAUGUGCAGGCCUCCAGUUUCAUCGAGGGGUCACGAACAGGAUGGGGGUAUUGGGGAAGCUGGGGGAAAUCGUUCCUCUCAACUGCUUCUGCUACAGUGGCUACUGUAGGUCAUGGAAUCUCAAACGUCAUUGAAAAAGCAGAGACCUCCCUUGGGAUCCCCAGCCCGAGUGAAUUACCUUCGGAGACCAAAGAUGCUAUGGAAGAAAACCAAAACCUUGAAGAAGGCAACAAUGACAAAGGAGAGAUUGAAAACCCCUCGCCUAUUAGUGGUGCACUUGGAAUGUUUUCUACCAUCUCUGCUGCUGUUCAGAGCACAGGGAAAACGGUUAUUACUGGAAGUUUGGAUGCCUUAGAAUUCAUUGGUAAGAAGACUAUGGAUGUGAUAGCUGAAGGUGACCCUGGAUUUAAGAAAACAAAAGGUCUGAUGAACAGAAAUUCCACUCUUUCUCAGGUCUUGCGAGAGGCAAAGGAGAGAGAAGAACAGCGGACAGCUACUGAGGUUUCCAUGGCUACAGAGAAGAAAGCCCAUUAUGGGCUACUCUUUGAUGAGUUUCAGGGCCUUUCUCAUUUGGAAGCUUUAGAGAUGCUUUCCAGAGAGAGUGAAUCAAAGGUGAAGUCAGUUAUAAGCGCUCUCUCUGGAGAGGAGUUAGAUAUUAUAAAGGCAGAGUUGGAACAGCUCAAAGAAGCAUUUUCGUUAGCGGAAUUUUAUGACGAUGAAGAGGAAGAAAAGAAAGAAGACGAAGACUUUUCAAAGGAAGUAACAGAUCUCUUUUCACAACUACGUGUCUCUACAAAGCCAGCCAAACUGACCCAAGCAAGGAACUCUGCUCGUGAAUUGGCUAAAAGCCUCAGCGUACAAACUGCGAAAGAAGAAAGGCUGCACGAUGGAGACCAGCAAGUGGGCUUGGGCGAUGCUGAACGAGACGAUGAAAAAACUGUAGAGGAUAUCCACACAUUUGCAAUCAGAAGCCUGGCUGAGUUGACAGCCUAUUCCAUUGAAGUGUUCCACAAAACUGCAGCUUUGGUUCUUCAUGGUCAGAAAGAAGAGGUGUUGGCCAUAGACAGAGCCAGAGCCCUUUCACAAAUGACCGUUGUCCUGUGUAAAGAACUGUCAUCUCUUUCUAAAGACUUUGCUACCUGCUUAACAGCUGUAGGGGUGGAAGAGAAGGCAGAUGUCCUUAACCCUUUAAUCACUGGAGUAUUUUUGGAGGCUUCAAACAGUGCCUCUUAUAUCCAAGAUGCGUUCCAGUUGCUCCUGCCAGUUCUGCAGAUCUCUCACAUCCAGGCUCGGACAGAGUUAACACCGCAAUAAAUCAAAUUUGACUGUACUGUGAUAAUUCCCUGGAUCCACAAAACAAUAAGAACAUGUAAUAAAGAGAAAAGUUUUGACUUCUAGUUGUUCACUGACCAGUGACAAGACACUGAAUGGCCACGGUUAGCUGCCUAAGCGAAGAGGAUUAACAUAUAGACAACGAAGAAAGUUCACUGUGUGCGUGUGGCUAUGUUUCCAUGCUGGGUAAUGUUCUACCUACUUCUGCUCCCAGUGCUUUGGUGAGAAACUAUGGCCUUUGAGACGAGGAGAUUAUUGAAUAAAAGAAAGGGGUGGGGUUGUACAGCUGCACUGAUGGAAUCAGCUUCGAGGAAUUAUUGGAAUUAGUAACUGUGUAGUUAAAUGUACAGUAUACACUAUGAAUGGUUAUCUCAAGUUCAUUACCUACCAAACUAGAAUGAAGUUACUGCAAAAAGAAGAUAUGUGACACUGUCCUGGAAUGAUUUGCCUGUUGGGUCUAGUCUUCCUUUGGAGCUCAGGUCAUUGAAGAAAAUUCAGUAAGAGGAUUGCUGAAAUUGCACUCCUAUGUGUAGUUGCUUGGGAACAAGUCCCAUUAAACACAAUGUGACUUGCUUUCAAGUAAAGAUGCCUAAGUGUGUGUUUUGUUUGGGUUUUUUUUUUUUAAAAAAAGAGAUGAAAUUAAAGGCCUGCUUGACAUUGCAGUUCUCCUGGCCUUGUCUGUCUGUCAAUGAAAGCUUGGUGAUUAGAGAUAAAUUAGGAAUUCUAAAAAAAAAGAGAACCCUUUCAAAUGACAAUAUUUCCCACAUGAACAAAUUCUGAUGAACACAUUUGUGUGGAUAGGUCAGACCUGACCUGCCCAACCCGUUUUUCAGUGUCCUCACUCUCUAGCAGUA
Molecule: messenger RNA, 2516 nt
Organism: Elgaria multicarinata webbii
Lineage: Eukaryota; Metazoa; Chordata; Lepidosauria; Squamata; Anguidae
Gene: FAM114A2
Product: family with sequence similarity 114 member A2
Exons: 14
Coding region: 145-1644 (499 amino acids)
Source: RefSeq, a predicted model, not a curated record